AUGGUUUGUACAGCUAUAAUAAAUAAUUUCAAAUUAAUAGUUCCAAUUGCGGUAGUUUUGGGAGCUUACUUAUAUCAUAUUAAAUUAAAGUUAUACUAUGAAGAUUUUUUAAAUGACACCAAUGAGGAAAACGCUGGUAUUUUUACUGCAACUAAAUUAGCACAAUUUGAUGGGGAGACACAGAGUGAUUUAUAUUUGGCAGUAUUAGGGACAGUUUUCAAUGUUACAGAAGGAAAUAGACAUUAUAAAAAGGGUGCUGCAUAUCAUUACUUUAUAGGUAAAGAUGGGUCUAGAGCCCUUGUUACUGGUAAUUUCAAGGAUGAAAGUGAUGAAAAAGAUCAUGUAAUUGACUUAUCUUGCAAUGACUUAUUGAGUCUAGUCCACUGGCGGAAUACAUUCAAGAAAAAGUAUAUAGAAGUCGGUGUCCUCGUAGGAAGAUUCUAUGACAUUGGUGGUCAAGAGACUGUUUACAUGAAGGAGUUUGUUAACAAAAUAAAACAAUGUGAAGUGGAGAAAGAAGCGUCAAGAAGAGAAGACCAGAAAUAUCCACCUUGUAAUAUUGCAUGGUCUGCUGAUGAGGGCACUAAAGUUUGGUGUACAAAAUCUAGUGGUGGUGUUAAAAGGGGCUGGAUAGGAGUUCCUCGGCAACUCUUCACUCCUGGAGUAGAAAAACCUCGCUGCAUCUGCUUUAAUGACGUAGAUGGCGAUUCUGUAGGACUUAUAAAAGAAUAUGACAACUGUCCAAAAUCUUCUACAGAAUGUUUAGUAAAAACUUGA
This is a messenger RNA of Spodoptera littoralis (African cotton leafworm), 777 nucleotides long. Lineage: Eukaryota; Metazoa; Arthropoda; Insecta; Lepidoptera; Noctuidae. The record is from the annotation of a GenBank genome assembly.